Paralichthys olivaceus (Japanese flounder) is the source of this 1213-nucleotide messenger RNA. Its product is annotated as dexamethasone-induced Ras-related protein 1-like. NCBI's taxonomy places the organism in Eukaryota, Metazoa, Chordata, Actinopteri, Pleuronectiformes, Paralichthyidae. The record is from RefSeq and is a predicted model, not a curated record. Gene Ontology annotation, biological process: signal transduction. Gene Ontology annotation, molecular function: G-protein beta-subunit binding; GTP binding; GTPase activity.
UGGGAUUGAACCCUCACAUCACUCAAAGGAUUUAAACCCCAACAACCUCUUGCCACAGCAGCCACACGGUUGCAGCAUCUGCAAGCAUGAUUAAGAAAAUGUCACCAUCCGACAACGAGUUCGACAUACCGGCCAAGAAUUGCCACAGGAUGGUGAUCCUGGGCUCCACCAAAGUUGGGAAGACCGCCAUCAUCUCUCGGUUUCUGAACGAGAGGUUCGAUGAUCAGUACACGCCGACUAUUGAGGAUUUUCACAGGAAAUUCUACAACAUCCGGGGAGAAGUUUACCAGCUGGACAUUUUGGAUACGUCUGGAAAUCACCCCUUCCCUGCAAUGAGGAGGCUUUCAAUUCUUACUGGUGAUGUGUUCAUCUUGGUAUUCAGUCUGGAUAACAGGGAGUCCUUCCAGGAGGUGCAGCGCCUGAAGCGCCAGAUCUACGAGACUAAGUCUUGCCUGCGAAACAAAACCAAGGAGAACGUGGACGUCCCGCUGGUGAUCUGCGGCAACAAGUGCGACAAAGACUUCUACCGUGAGGUGCAGGAGGAGGAGAUCGAGCGGUUGGUGGGGGGAGACGAGCACUGCGCCUACUUAGAAAUCUCGGCGAAGAAGAACACCAACGUGGACCAAAUGUUUCAGACUCUCUUUACAAUGGCAAAGCUGCCCAACGAAAUGAGCCCCGACCGCCACAGCAAAGUGUCCCUACAGUACUGCGACGUCCUCCACAGAAAGUCCUUCAAAAACAAGAAGUGCAAAGACGGGAACGCAUAUGGGAUUGUGGCCCCGUUUGCGCGGAGACCCAGCGUGCACAGUGACUUGAUGUACAUAAAGGAGAAGGCAGUAGGAGGCAGUCAGGCCAAAGAGAAAGGCUGCAUCAUAUGCUGACAGUUGUGUCUGUCAUUGUGCAAGAGACCUUUUUUUUUUUUAAAGACUUGAAAGAGCUGAGACCGAGGCCAGUCAUCCUGAGUACAGAGCUCUAAAGACAACAAACUGUAGCUGUGGGUGCCUGUUGUGACCUGAGCUGAGACAUGUGGGGCAGGUGGCUCAGCUUGCAGGCCUGUCCCUGUGUAUACUGAUGCUCCGAAAAUGCUGUAAAAUCUACAUUAGUUUGCCAAGAGCAGCACUUCAGAAAAGAAUGUUUACAUUUUACAAAUUUUUUCAAACUUGGGAGAUUUGUUGUGUCAUGAACAAAUUUGAAUCUGAAUGUAUAUUUAUUG